Messenger RNA from Neocloeon triangulifer, 1949 nucleotides. RefSeq names its product WD repeat domain phosphoinositide-interacting protein 2 (gene Atg18a). The transcript has 10 exons. Gene Ontology annotation, molecular function: protein binding; phosphatidylinositol-3-phosphate binding; phosphatidylinositol-3,5-bisphosphate binding. Bases 94 to 1515 code for a protein of 473 amino acids. Gene Ontology annotation, biological process: nucleophagy; autophagy of mitochondrion; protein lipidation. The record is from RefSeq and is a predicted model, not a curated record. NCBI's taxonomy places the organism in Eukaryota, Metazoa, Arthropoda, Insecta, Ephemeroptera, Baetidae. Gene Ontology annotation, cellular component: cytosol; extrinsic component of membrane; phagophore assembly site membrane.
GGAGCAUUAUCGCUGUAUCAGCUGGUGGGCUUGUAUCAAGCAAAAUGGAGUGAUGCCAUCAAGGCCGUAGUCGUGCGAUUUUACGCAACAUUUAUGCAAAAUUUCGUCCACGGGAUAGAUGUAUUGUCAGCUGGCAUCAAAGCAGGAAUAUCGAGCCUAAUGAACCUCGCCGGGCAAGCCGCCGAUCCCAACAACGGCGUCUACUUCGUCAACUUCAACCAGGACUUCACGUCGCUGGCCGUUGGCUCGAAAACUGGCUACAAGUUGUUCACACUAUCUGCAGUCGACAAUCUAGUCCAGAUCUACGAGAAUGACUCGGAGGAUAUUUGCCUGGUGGAACGGCUGUUCAACAGUAGCCUGGUAGCGGUGGUCAGUCUUUCGUCUCCUCGCAAGCUGAAGGUCUGCCACUUUAAAAAAGGCACCGAGAUCUGCAACUACAGCUACUCAAACACCAUCCUCGCCAUCAAGCUCAACAGAAAGCGGCUGGUAGUAUGUCUGGAGGAAUCGUUGUACAUCCACAACAUCCAGGACAUGCGCGUCCUGCACACAAUCAGAGACACGCCACCGAACCCCAUGGGCCUCUGCACCUUGUGCAAUGGAGAGGUCAGCUACCUCGCAUACCCUGGCUCGAGCACCAUUGGUGAGGUGCAGGUGUUCGACGCCCUAAACCUGAGUGCAAAAAUUAUGAUCCCCGCCCACGAAUCGCCACUGGCUGCGAUGGCCUUCAACUACACGGGUCAGCAAUUAGCCACCGCUUCGGAGCGCGGCACUGUCAUCCGAGUCUUCAACGUUGCCGACGGAAGUCGACUGUGGGAGUUCCGGCGCGGCGUCAAACGGUGUGUGGCCAUCUCUAGUUUGGCCUUCAGCCCAGACGCCACUUUCCUCUGCUGCUCCAGCAAUACCGAAACGGUGCAUGUUUUCCGCCUCGACCAACCAGACAGCCCCAGGCAAAGCCAACAAAAUUUACCGCAACCUGCUGAUGCUGGUGCUGGCUGGAUGGACUAUUUAUCCAAGGCUGUGUCUCGAUCUGCAAACCUCUUACCCGCCAGGAUGACGGACGUGUUCUCUCAAGGAAGGGCUUUCGCUACUGCCCACCUGCCAUUCCAAGGUGUUCGCAGUAUGUGCUGUGUAGUUAGCAUUCAGAAGGUGCCAAGGCUGUUGGUGGCAUCGGCAGAUGGCUACCUGUAUGUCUACGAAAUCAACACUGCUGAGGGCGGUGACUGCGUUCUCCUCAGACAGCACAAGUUGGACGGAAAAGCCACAGAAGGCUGCCCGCCAAAGGCUAUUUCGACUGACGUAGUCGACAAACCCUCGAGCUCCAUUGCGCUGCCCAAGCCCGAAGCAGGCGCCAUUAGUAGCUACGCUGGAAUUUUGAAGGGCAGUGGCAGCGCCAGCGUCAUGUCAGAAUCGGACAAACUGCGCGAAAUGAAGUUUGCCACGGAGCUGCCUCCCGAGGGACCACUCCAGUUGGACGACGACAGCGAAUUUCCUCCAGUUACCCAGAAAACCGAGUGAUAAUAAUAGAAGCUCCUUUCGUGCACAGACUCGCUUCGCCACGAGAGCAUAGAGACACGUUUGUUCGAUUAAUUUUCACAAACCGUACGUCGCUAACGUAAAGAACAGCAAAGUUAUUUUUGUACACGAAAUUCCAAAAUCCUUUUUCGACUUUCCUUUUUUGGCUGAUGUGAGCUGGACAAAAGAAAAAUGGUGGAUAAUUAUUUUUAACUUUCGACGCUCACUUGCUGUUUUCACCGAAUCGCAUAAGUGGUCAGUUUGAAGAUUUUCCUGUGUAGCAAAUAAGUUGUAAUAAUUUUAUCUCGCUGUAUAAUUAUCGAUAAAAGGAAAAAGCGUUCUGUGAAAAUUUCAAAAAGCCUAUAAAAAUGUUAAAAUUGCUGAAAAUGACAAGAAAAAAAUAUCUUAACUUUUUAAGAAGCCAGUAAGUCGAAAAA